UGUAAACCGCAUCGAAGAGUGUACAUUGUGGCUUUAAAUUCCUCCAGAUGGCAGUUACAACUUCAGAGGGGGUUAAAUGGGUGACGGGAGAGGGAGUAUACGAUCCCUUUGGGCUGCCGUAUGAGCGUACAUACACUGCAGACCAUUCACAUUUUCGGGCGUGUGUUUUCAAGUUUCACAACAACUACGUGCAAAUGCAAGCUGGUUUCAACUAUCAACCUACUGAACCUAGCUAUGCAAGUGGAGGAUGUACGUCUCACCAACACAAAAUCGUUACAUUAAAGUCAGGAGAUUCGCUUAUGGAGUUAACAAAUGAGUUACAUGGGAAUGUGUCAGAUAUACAAAGGCGGAGAGUGUGCCUAUGGUACAGUGAGAAAUACCACGAAGCUCUUUAUGUGCUGCAGGAAGACUUAUCCAAAGAUAUUCACUUAAUAGAGCAAAGUGAAACCGAAGAACGGAACAAUAACGGCGAUUCUGAGCCUAAUAACGAAUUGAGCGUUUUGAAUGAAGCUUUAAAUGAGUGCAGGCAGAUGCGGAUGGUCUGGCACAUGUGUCACACUUUGUACGCUGUGGCACCUGAAGGACGCUCGGCACAGCUCUAUUUCUGGCGUUGGGCUCAGGUA
This is a messenger RNA of Sphaeroforma arctica JP610, 623 nucleotides long. RefSeq lists its product as hypothetical. NCBI's taxonomy places the organism in Eukaryota, Ichthyosporea, Ichthyophonida. The transcript has a single exon. The record is from RefSeq and is a predicted model, not a curated record. The annotation marks the transcript as partial.